AUGGAGCUGUUCUACGAGCUGCUCCUCACGGCGGCGGUCACCCUCCUCGCCGCCUUCCUGCUCGCCACGCUCUUCGCCGCCAAUGAUCCCCCGCGCCGGACCGAUCGCGCCGCAGCCGCGAUCGCCGAGGAGGUGGCGGAGGAGGAGGAGAGGAUCAUCGAGGUCGACGAGGUGAUGAUGCGUAGCGAAGGGAGGGCGGCGGUGGCGCCGCCGGAGGCGGAGGGGUGGGUCGAGGCGGAGAAGGCGCCGGCGGUGGUCGUCGCGGAGGUGAAGGAGCUGGAGGGCUUGCCCGAGGAGGAGGGGGUUCCCGUGAAGGCUGUUCAGCAGGUGCGCCUUGAUGCUGGACUGGAGGAGGGGGAGGACGCCGGUGGCGGCGUGAAGCGGCCUGAUUUGACCUCCGCAGCUGUUGUGGCGGCGGUGGGUGCUGAGGCGAGCCUGCAGGUGUCGGGCGCGCCUAGGGAGGUUUUUGAUGUGGUGGGGUUGGAGGAACGGACCGUGCAGGAUGUUGCAGUGAAGCAGCAUGAUCUGGGCGCUGAGGUUGCUCUUGCUCCCGUUGAAGUUCUCGAAGCAGGACCGGACAAGCAGGGAGUAGAAGUUAUUGGAGUUGCGCAAGUGCUUCCCUUGGAAACAGAAGCUGUUGAAGUGAAACAGCACCAUCUAGUUGCCGAAGUUGCUCCUGCUGAAGAUGUUCUUGACGUGGGAUUGGUGGACAAGAGUGUACAAGCUAUCGAAGUGAGGCCGGAUGAAUUGGAUUCUGAGACUGCUCUUGAAGGGAUUCUUGAUGUCGUAUUGGAGAAGAAGGAAGAGCAAGCAGUUGAAGUGAAGGAGCACGAAUUGCCUGCAGGGGCUGCUCCACAACCAGUUCUCGAUGUGCCAUUGGCAGAGAAAAAAGAGCUUAAACAUCAUCAGCCCGUUGAAGAAGUUGCUGAGGUACAUGAGGAAGUGCAGUUCAAGGAGGAAGCUAAAUGUGAGGCCCAUCCAGGUGAUCAACAAGAAGAACUGGUUCCUGAAGAGGAAUCGGUGGCAAGGACAAUUGAUGAUGUGAAUGUUAGCCAUGAAUGUAGCUUUAUUGAUAAAGUGGUUACCGAGUUGCCUGCAGAGGCAGUGACAUUGCAAGGGCUGCUGAAGGAUGACCCUGAGGCAGACAUGGAGUUUGAGGAGGGAAGGGAUCGAGAGGAGUGA
Molecule: messenger RNA, 1182 nt
Organism: Miscanthus lutarioriparius
Lineage: Eukaryota; Viridiplantae; Streptophyta; Magnoliopsida; Poales; Poaceae
Source: the annotation of a GenBank genome assembly